AUGCGCAUGAUGUCAGAAUCUGAUAUUUCAAGCAAUGGGAACAUUGAGGCUCAAAAUUCAGGCCAAUUGAAUGGGUCAAAACGUUUUGAAUGGAUACCCACACAUAAGAUUAUUCCUGGUACCGUUAUUCGUGCAUUUCUACCGCUCAAGAAAUGCCCGGAACUCGUUUUAACCUCGAAUGAUUAUGCUGAUCUUUACCCCGGGGAUGAAGUUUUUGUUGUAGAGCAAACCAAGGAUGGGAAGUGGUGUCGAGGUUAUGUGAGCAAUGACUUGAUGCCCAUGGACUUUAUUAGUAACAUGAACAGUGAUUCAGAGGAAUUGCCUAAGCAGAAAAUUCAGCUGUUGAUCUUCCCCAGACGAUUUGUUCAUUUGGAUUUUGAUAAGAGAAUUGAGGAUUAUGAGUUCUUGAGAUUCCCUACUGAGGAGGAAUACGAGCAAGGUAACGAAAGUCAAGCUGCUAAGCUUCCAAGCUUGUAUAGGUUAAUGAAGACUUCCAAGACCUCGAGGUCGACCAGACCUGCGUAUCCUUACCACGUUGCAAAUUCCUACUCUUUGAAUAGAGAAAUUCUCUUGAGCUUGUUCAUUCUGACCAAGCAUAUCUACUACCUAUACUCUUUUGGAGCGUUUGAAGUUGUCGAGCAAAUGUCUAAAUUGUACUACAAGCUUGAUGCUGAAAGAAUUAGACUACAAGAGCAAUUCAUGACUAGCACUGAGAGAUCGGCGAUAAUAAAAAGUGUUCUUGCCCUAAUGAGCAAAAUACCAAAGCUAAUCGCCUCCCAAGCGCUGACCAAGAAGGCGGGAACCGUAAGGAAGAGUGAAGCGUUGGAUCCAGCUGGUUAUAGGGGUGUAUUGACCCGUAACGAAGAAACAGGGGAGCUAUUGACUAAUUCCGUGUCCCCACAGCACAUGGCAGCUAGUACAUCACUAUAUGCACUAACGACAAACUAUCCGGUUUCCAAUGUCAAUGAUUUGAAAUUGAAGCCCGAUGUAAACAACAAAUUUCACUCGUUCCCCCCAUCUCAAAUCUUAGUCGACUGCCAUGAAAUUAUUGGUAAGUUGAUAUCCGAUCAAAAAUCACAAGACCUCGUUGCUUAUUUGUACCUAAGAACAGCAAAAGAGGUGCUUACAGAGUCAUUUAUUAUCGACUUGAAGACGAUAAAAAAUAACUCGUUUGAGACGGUGUCAUCCGUUCUCUUCAGAAAUUUGCCUUACAAUAUCUGUGAAAAUAAUAAAGUUUACCUAGCUGUUGAGAUAAUUGAAAACACCAAAGUUAUUCUUGAUGAAAAUGGGGAACAGAAGAUUAUCAAACCUUUCGUUCCUUUCCAUGGAGCUGCUAAUGAUUCUGUCCAAGUUAUUAGACGUGGUGUUGUGGCAGGUGCCACUGAUAUUACACGUGUUUUUUCCAAGGGAAAAGGUUCUUUGGCAUCGGGUUAUGCCUAUAAUUUUAAAGUAGAGCUAUUGGCUUCUUUCUAUACUAACAAAGCAGGAGAGCCAGAGGACACUCCAGUCGAUUUAAGUGAUCCACAAAAGAUUGCUAAUUUAAUGAAAAACAAGAACAAAAUUUCCAAUAAAAACAACGGUUGGGGUGAUCUGAUUGACAGAAUUAUCAACGACUCCCAUACUGGUAUUGCAGUCACAUCUCAGAUAGAGAGUGUUUUGGUAUCCGUGAAAGAGAUUAAAAGUGAUUGCAACUUUCUUCAAACUAGUGUCGCAAACUCAACUGCUAUUACAACUGUUUAUCCGCAAUUCUACGACACUUUAUCUUCCUCGCAAUCUGAUAGGAUAUAUAUGACUCUUGACAAGGUAACCCUAUAUGGAAUCGAAAGUCAUAAAACCAAUAUCUCUAAUAUUACGAUUCAGGUUUCCUCAAACAAUGAGAACGUGACCUUCAGACGUAGUGGGGUAGAUAAUUACUAUAAAAGAUGGUCCUUUGUCUCUAUUAGGCCGGGUGAAUUAGUAAAUGAGACUAUAAGAAUUGAUGGUAUUGAUUCCAUGAGCAAAGAGGAAACACUACGUGUCUCUGCUUACUUAAAUGGUCGUUUGUUGGCGAAAUCAAGGUUCUAUGUUAAAAAGGGACGCCAAAUCCUUGAAUACAAGAGAAAGUCAGUAUUCCAACUUAUUUCUAGUUUGAGUAAACCUUUAGUAGAGAUUGAGGUUGGAACGACUUAUAUUGGAACUAACUUCAAUAUGGAUAAAACACUUCAUGGUUUGAUAUCGUUGCUACGAAAGAAUAAGUUUUCUGAAGAAGAAUUUGAGCCAAAAACAAUAGAAUUGUUGAAAGCCUUGAAAAUGGUUCCUCUAACACAAGUGACAAAAUACUUCGGUUCAACUCUUUUGACAUUAUUGGAACUUCUUCACUACAUCUGUUAUGUAAACAAGGCAAGGUAUUCAGAGGAACUAAAAAAAGCAAUAUUUACAGCGCUAGUACAAUUCCUAGACAUGAAUAUUGCUCGCCAUGACAAUUGUAAACAUUUAUUCAACGAUUUUGUUGAGGAAAUUGAAAGAGAAAAUGUUAAAUAUUUCCCAGAAUUGGGCCCUACUUUGGUCAAUAUGAUGUCGCAACAAUUCAAUUCAUCAAAAGAAUCUUGGACUUACGUUGGAAGAGCGUUGUGUCGUUCAUAUGUCUUGAUUUUAAGGCUUAGUAGACUAUUUUCUAAAGAUUUCGUUGGUUACCAUGAAGAAGUUGACGCAUUUUUCAGUUCACUAUGUGUGUUUUUCUCAGUGACAAAUGAUUCCGUUCUAGUUGAUCAGGUUGCUAUUUUGGAAUCAUAUGAUCUUGCUAUUAAUGAAUCUUCGGCAAUUUUCGAUGAUACCCAUUUAAUUCAGUUGAUUUCUAUGCUAUUCGAUGCCUGCCAAAAAAAGGAAGAUGCUACACAUUUUGGUCAAAGUGAUCAGUCCUCCAAAGAAAAAAGAUUCGUGAAUGCUAAGUUCCUACUAUUAAGAAGAAUAAUUCAAUGCUCCAAUUUGUCUUCUUUUUUCCAAGAUUCUACGGAAAAUGCAACAAGAUUAAACUUUUUGAAUCAGGUAAUUGGUUGGUGUUUUCAACCGCUCAUUAAACACAAUGAAACGCUUCCAGAUCUUACUAGUGUGAGUUUUGCGAAUGGUGUGCUAAUAUCUAUCAUAGAGGGAUGCGAAGAUGCCGUAUUCAAAAGAAACUUACUAAGGCUUUUGCCAGUGUUUUGUAGAGCGUUCCUAUUCUUAAGGAGAACCUGUGGGAAGCAAGACAAGUUCAGAUUCAAGAGAGUUUUUAAUCCGUUAUUCCCUACUUUUUACCCUCUAGCAGAAAUUACUGUUGAUUCCAUGGUCACUCACGAAAUUGUCGUUGAGGUAUUGCUAGAAAUGACAACAAUUAUUAUUGCACUUACAAGUAUAGCAGAAACGCUGUAUGGCUCUAACGCCUCGUUCAUCAAUAUAAUUGACGAAUGUAAAGAUGACGAACAUUUCCAAUCACCCUUAUUUAUUAAAAAGAUUGUGCGCGAGGAUUUGAUUAGUAUAUUUAGUACUAUCAGUCGGUUAAUAAAAGGAGAUUUUUACCCAUCAAAAAAGUGGUAUACCUUUACAGCCGCUACUAUGCGGGCAUGUAUGACAUUAGCAGAAAUGUGUCUAGAUGUUCUUCGAAUCUACUAUAUACCAGAAGAGUCUUCGACGAUCGAAAAUUUCGAUCAAAUUGUAUGGGGACGUUAUGCGAAGAUAGUUCUUUCUAUUGCUAACCACAAAACAGUAAACAGUACAGCAUUGAAUCCUUUAGCAAGAAAGGCGCUGUACUUGAUUGGAGAUGAUCUAAUAGGCAGAUCUGCACACGUAUUUGACCAAAUUUGGGAACUAUUGGGAAAUGAUACUAGCGGGUUCGAUAUUGAAAGUAAGUAUGGUAUCAAACGUUGUUCGAACUAUCAACUAACUCUUUUAUUGGGUACAAUGGAUAUGGUAUCGGACUUCUUUGUGUUUUCUUUGCUUCGCCAUGCAGAAGCUAGAAAAGUUGGAAGUAAAGUAAUUUGGACUACCUUGGUACUAAUAUGGAUUAAAGAAGAUUCUUUAACCGCAGCAAUUGAGGAGUUAACACCACAGUUUUUCAACGCCUAUCAAAAGGGAGCACUGAAGCCAUCGGUUCUGGAAGUAGAACUAUUCUUGGAUAGUCUUUUGUAUACCAUUCACUUGGAUGUUAAUGAUAGAAUGAAGGACAGUUUGUUUGAUUAUAUCCGUAUACUAAGAGAUUUCUUGACUGCGAUGGCGGAAACAGAGGAAAUUCCAUCUGGUCCUGAGUUCGACGAUGAUAGAACAGCAAAUCAAUUACAAAUAUUUGGGUAUUUGAUGUCAAUGAACAAACCUGAAAUGUUGCAUACCUUAGUUAAUGAUUUGUUCAUUAGUUAUAUGAGAAGAAAAGACUACAUCCAGGCAGCACUCUCACUAGAAUUGUUGGCAUUAACAUACGACUGGAAUCCGAAUGACUCUCUUCCUGCAACGAAAUAUCCACCUUUACCUCAACAAUCCUCUUUCGAACGUAGGGAGUAUUUGUAUAAGGAAGCAGCAAGGAACUUCACCAAGGGCUUAAAACUUGAAAAAGCUUUAACUGUAUACAAAGAUUUGGCAGAAGCGUAUGACAAAAUCAACUAUGAUUUAGAUGGUUUAUCAUUUGUCCAUGGCCAAAUAUCCAAUAUCUACACCGAUCUCCAAAAUGUUGAUAGAUUGGUGCCAAGUUACUUCAAAGUGUCAUUUUAUGGUUUUGGAUUUCCUAAGAAUCUGAGAGGCAAAACGUACAUUUUUGAAGGCCUACCAUUUGAGCACAUUACAUCAAUUCACAACAGACUCUUAAAGCUAUAUCCUGGUUCCAAACUUGUUAAUAGUUUUACAGAAGCAGAUAGGUUACUUGUGUCUCCACCAAAUGGUAAGUACAUCCAUGUUAUCAGUGUUGAACCGAAGCUAGAAAUAUCAGACGAAUAUGCUACAAGUGAAAAGAAAAACGAUAUCAAUAACAAGGUAAGGUCAUAUGUCGAAAAUAGAAACCUCAGAACCUUUAGUAGUUCCAGAAAAGUUGCUGGUACACAAGGAAUCACUGAUUUAUGGGUGAUAGAGUACAUCUUCGAGACAAAGUCAACAUUCCCAACCUUAAUGAACCGUUCCGAAGUUGUGAACAUAGGUGAAAAGAGAUUGUCUCCUAUCAGCAAUGCUAUAAAAUCUUUACAGCAAAAGAUUCAGGAAUUAAGCGGCCUAGAAGAUAUGUGCUACAAGCUCAUGAAGGAAAACGGAGACUGUUCCGAAAUAUUUUCAGAACUUUCAAGAAAUAUCUCAGGUACUAUCGAUGCUCCUAUCAAUGGGGGUAUAGCUGAAUACCGUGUCUUCUAUACUGAUGAAGAAACAAGAUCAAAGUUGCAAGAAUCUGAUGUGGAACUGCUAAUUGCUGCAUUUAAUGAAUUAACCAUCGUUCUAAACCGUUGUUUGGCACUACAUGGCCAGCUAUGUCCACCAUCUUUGACGAAAUCGCAUACAGUUUUACAGGAAUUGUUUAUCAGAAACUUUGAACGUGAAAUUCAAGCCUGCAACAUAAAUGUUAAUCAGACAAAAGAAGAGACUCAUUCCAGAAUCAAGCAAAUUCAAUCAACGCAAAGUAGCUUCUCAAAGAGAAAUACAAUGCUGAUGACUCCAUCCAUUAUUUCUGCAAGUCAUUCUAUCAGAUCAUCUGGAAGCAAUGGAAGUGCCGCUAGAGCAAGCAUGCCAGAAACCAGCGCUUCCUAUUCAUUGAGGUCAUCGAAAAGUAAUGCGAUCUCCCACACACUUUCCCAUGCUACUUCACAGGCAACAUCCCAAACUCCCUCUCAAGCGCCUUCUCAAUCAACGAGAAUUAUGAGACCAAAAAGCCACAUUAAUGCUCUCAGAAUGAAUCGUUGA
Molecule: messenger RNA, 5883 nt
Organism: Kluyveromyces marxianus DMKU3-1042
Lineage: Eukaryota; Fungi; Ascomycota; Saccharomycetes; Saccharomycetales; Saccharomycetaceae
Gene: DCK1
Product: guanine nucleotide exchange factor DCK1
Exons: 1
Coding region: 1-5883 (1960 amino acids)
Biological process (GO): small GTPase-mediated signal transduction
Cellular component (GO): plasma membrane; cytoplasm
Molecular function (GO): small GTPase binding; guanyl-nucleotide exchange factor activity
Source: RefSeq, a predicted model, not a curated record